Drosophila navojoa is the source of this 3186-nucleotide messenger RNA. It is a transcript of the gene Mctp, whose product is annotated as multiple C2 domain and transmembrane region protein. The record is from RefSeq and is a predicted model, not a curated record. Lineage: Eukaryota; Metazoa; Arthropoda; Insecta; Diptera; Drosophilidae. Gene Ontology annotation, biological process: regulation of neurotransmitter secretion. Gene Ontology annotation, cellular component: synaptic vesicle membrane. Gene Ontology annotation, molecular function: calcium ion binding.
GUGCGGGCAGAACAUGUGCUUGAUCAACACAUGCUUCGUUAUUCACUGCGCGCCUGAUGGAAUUGCAGCCCAAGUUGCACAAGAAGCAGCAGCAGCAGCAGCAGAGGCAUGCAACAUUCGCGCUGUGCCACAAGUUAAACAAAAUCUUUCCAAUUGCAGCUCGCAUUCACUAUUUGGAGCGUGAGGAGCAGCGUCCGAGCAGCAGCAGCAGCCGCUUGGGCAACGAGGGCAGCAUCGAUGCCAGCGUGGCCAGCGCCUCGCCGCCGAGUGGAGUUGGAGUCUCGCCACAGGGUUCGCCUCAGCUGCAGCAGCGCCUGGGCAAGCAUCUGAGCAAGUCCGCCUCGGAGUUGAACGGACACGAUUGCCAUCACAGCAACGAGUCGCCGCAUUUGUCGCCGAAACGCGCCAAGAGCGCCGCCUCCCCCCAGCAGCUCGUCGGCGGCGGCAGCAGCAGCGGCGUCGGGGGCGUGGCCAGCGGCGUGAGCGUGCUGCAAAAGACGCACGGCUUCUUCAACAACCUGAAGCAUCGCUGGAGUCGAGCGAAGAGCAAAGAUCGCAUCGGUCGCAAGUCGCCCAGCGACUUCCUCGAGGAGAGCACGGACUAUGCCGCCGACUACAGCUCGGAGAGCAGCUCCGUGACCCAGAGUCCACGACAUCGAGCCACCACCAUUGGUGGUUCGCCGUUGGCGCGCGACUUUCGUGCCACCGCCAAGAUGGCGCAGGUGAUUCAACGCUUCGGCGGCUCCAUGGAGGGCCGCAUAGACGAGCAGCCCGAGAACGGGAACGCCCACAGCGCGACGACAACGGAGCAGCAGCAGCAGCAGCAACUCGAGGCGCUGCAGGCCGACGAGCUGCGCCGCAAGCGGGAGACACAAUUACGACAAUUCGUCUUCUUUCAGCUGCGCGUCCACCUCAAAUCCGGCUGCGACCUGGUGGCCAUGGACAAGAACGGACUGAGUGAUCCUUAUGUGAAAUUCAAGGUGGGCGGACGGCUGCUGCACAAGUCGCGCACCAUCCACCGCGACCUCAAUCCCGUGUGGGACGAGGUGUUCAUAGUGCCCGUGGAGGACCCAUUUCAGCCGAUUAUUGUGAAGGUCUUCGACUAUGACUGGGGACUGCAGGAUGAUUUUAUGGGCUCGGCGAAAAUCGAUCUCACUCAACUGGAGCUGGGCAAGGCGGAAGAUAUCAAUCUGCAGCUGAGCGACACAACCAACGGCGAGCCGGGCCUCAGCAUGGGCGAGAUACUCAUCAAUUUGACGCUCUGGCCGCGCAGCCAGGAGGACAAGGAAAUGCACUUUCAGCGCAACUCCAAAUUGGCUGAGUCAUCGAAGCGACUUAAGUCACAAAUCUGGAGUUCCGUGGUGACAAUACUGCUGGUCAAGGCCAAAGAUCUGCCGCUGGCCGAGGACGGCAGCAAGCUCAUUGACAUACACUUUAAGUUUAGGCUGGGCAACGAGAAGUACAAGAGCAAAACGUCGUGGACGGAGCGCUGGCUGGAGCAAUUCGAUUUGCAUCUCUUCGACGAGGAUCAGAACCUGGAGCUGGCCCUGUGGAACCGGAACACCCUCUACGGCAAGGCCAACAUCGAUCUGAGUGUCUUUCAGCGCGAGACUACGCAUGGCAUAUGGAAGCCGCUGGAGGAUUGCUCUGGCGAAGUCUUUCUCAUGCUGACGAUCAGUGGAACGACGGCUCUGGAGACGAUUAGCGAUCUGAAGGCCUUCAAAGAGGAUCCGCGUGAGACGCAGCUGAUCAGAGAUCGCUAUAGCUUCUGGCGCAGCCUGCAGAAUCUGCGCGAUGUCGGGCACCUCACAGUCAAGGUAUUUGGCGCCACGGGCCUGGCAGCUGCUGACAUAGGCGGCAAAUCGGAUCCGUUUUGCGUGCUGGAGCUGGGCAAUGCGCGACUGCAAACGCAGACGGAGUACAAGACGCUAACGCCCAACUGGAACAAGAUCUUUACCUUCAACAUCAAGGACAUCACUCAAGUGCUGGAGAUCACAGUUUACGACGAGGAUCGCGAUCAUCGCGUCGAGUUCCUGGGCAAACUUGUGAUCCCUCUGCUGCGCAUCAAGAGCGGCGUCAAGCGCUGGUAUACGCUGAAGGACAAGAAUCUCUGUGUGCGUGCCAAGGGCAACUCCCCACAGAUACAACUCGAGCUGACUGUUGUCUGGAACGAGGUGCGAGCCGUUUGCCGCGCUCUGCAGCCAAAGGAGGAGAAGCUCAUUCAGCAGGAGGCGAAGUUCAAGCGGCAACUCUUCCUGCGCAACGUGAAUCGCCUCAAGGCGAUCAUCAUGGAUAUACUGGAGGCAGCACGCUAUGUUCAAAGCUGCUUUGAGUGGGAAUCCCCGGUGCGUUCCAGCAUUGCCUUUGUGCUCUGGAUUGUUGGCUGUGUCUAUGGCGAUCUGGAGACAGUGCCGCUCGUCCUGCUGCUCAUCAUAUUGAAGAAGUGGCUCAUACGCCUGAUAACGGGCACCACAGACGCCAAUGCGGGUCACUACGAUUACGACUACGAUGAGGAUGACGACGACGACAAGGAGAAGGAGGAGAAGAAGUCAAUUAAGGAGCGCCUUCAGGCCAUACAGGAGGUCUCACAGACCGUACAAAAUACGAUCGGAUACUUAGCCUCCCUAGGCGAGAGCACCAUCAACACAUUUAACUUUUCCGUCCCCGAGUUGACCUGGCUGGCGGUGGUGCUGCUGCUGGGCGCCAUCCUUGUGCUGCAUUUCGUGCCGCUGCGUUGGCUGCUGCUCUUCUGGGGCCUCAUGAAGUUCUCCCGGCGCAUUCUGCGUCCCAACACGAUACCAAACAACGAGCUGCUCGACUUUCUGUCUCGUGUGCCCGACAACGAGGAGAUUAAUCAAUAUAGGGAGCUGCCGCCAUCGGCUGCCACAGAUCUGGCACGGAAUAAUCCCAAAAAGAAAUUGAAGGGCUCAUAGUCUAUAACCAGCGCUGAUGCGGUAAUUGGGCCGCUGCAGCACAGCGCAUCCGGUACACAGCAUUUGAUGCAGCGCUUCCGCGCCAACACCAGCCAACUGAAGCACAAAUUUAGCCAGGCCAAGAGCCUUAGUCUAAGCCAGGGCGAUUAGCCGUUUAGUCCAUUAGCAAGUAUUCCAUUGAUGGCACAAGAAUCCAAGACGCAACUUUAACUAAAUGCACCAAACGUUUUUAUGCUUAACUUAAGUACUUAAA